GAAGGAAUAUGGUGAGGGAGGGGCCCUGGGAAAGGCCCCACCUUGCCCCUCCCCAUUCUCGCCUCACCCUCUGCAAAUCUGACAGGCACGGGACAGGAGUAGGCACCAAGACCUUCGCUGCUUUGCCUUGCAGCCUCCCCAGGUCCCUUGUGGGCCCCUCACCCUUCUAGCUUGCAGCUGGCCCCCUGUAGGUACAGAAGGAUGACUGACUGCUACCGCCCCCCAGGGAACGAGACGCUGCUGAGCUCUCCGGCCUCACGGGCCACAGGCACGGCCUUCCUGCUGCUGGCAGCGCUGCACGCGGGUGGGCCGGCUGGCCGCCACCUCUGGGGGGACAGCCUGUGCCAGCUGUGCCACCCGUCGCGGGCCCACGCCGCCGUCCACCUGAGCCUGGAGACUCUGACCGCUUUCGUGCUGCCCUUCGGGCUGGUGCUCGGCUGCUACAGCGUGACUCUGGCGCGGCUGCGGGGCGCCCGCUGGGGCUCCGGCCGGAAAGGCACGCGGGUGGGCCGGCUGGUGAGCGCCAUCGUGCUGGCCUUCGGCUUGCUCUGGGCCCCCUACCACAUGGUCAACAUUGUGCAGGCGAUGGCUGCGAUGGCGCCCCCCGAAGGGGCCCUGGCGAAGCAGGGCGGUGCGAGCCAGGCGGCGCGAGCCGGAACCACGGCUCUGGCCUUCUUCAGCUCCAGCGUCAACCCAGUGCUCUACCUCUUCACCGCGGGGGAUCUGCUGCCCCGCGCGGGUCCCCGGUUCCUCACGCGGCUUUUCGAGGGCUCUGGGGAGGCCCGAGGAGGCGGCCGCUCCAGGGAGGGGACCAUGGAGCUCCGAACUACCCCUCGGCUCAGAGUGGUGGGGCUGGGCCUGGGCAACGGAGACCCCGGGGGCGGGGCGGCCAAGGACAGUCAGGAAUGGGGCCCGUGACACCAAAUCCUGCUCUUCCCUGUCCCCUUCCAUCACCCCUCAGAACUCAGAGAGCACUCGAUAGCGUUUGGGAAGCCUCUGACCGGUUUGGAACUGUGGGGGCAGAAUUAUGCACCUGGGGCAGGCCCAGGUUCCUCCAAACUGAGGGAUUGCCAGGGGUGAUGGUUCAUGCUAAUGAAUAUUGUGCACUUGCAGGUUGGCAUGUGCCCAUGUGCCAGAGCUGCUAAUUUGUUGCCAAUAGUCAUUGUGAAAGACCC
Messenger RNA from Myotis davidii, 1175 nucleotides. RefSeq names its product leukotriene B4 receptor 2 (gene LTB4R2). Gene Ontology annotation, molecular function: leukotriene B4 receptor activity; G protein-coupled peptide receptor activity. Gene Ontology annotation, cellular component: membrane. The coding region runs from base 202 to 918 and encodes 238 amino acids. NCBI's taxonomy places the organism in Eukaryota, Metazoa, Chordata, Mammalia, Chiroptera, Vespertilionidae. Gene Ontology annotation, biological process: inflammatory response; neuropeptide signaling pathway. The transcript is spliced from 3 exons. The record is from RefSeq and is a predicted model, not a curated record.